This is a messenger RNA of Closterium sp. Naga37s-1, 5346 nucleotides long. The record is from the annotation of a GenBank genome assembly. Lineage: Eukaryota; Viridiplantae; Streptophyta; Zygnematophyceae; Desmidiales; Closteriaceae.
AUGGCGUCGAAGAUAAUGCGCGACGAGCACGCGGACGGAAUCUCUAUCGUCGCGUUCGGCCCGGAAGGGACUCUCGCGCACCGUCGAUUAUUCUUCGAUGACGAUUUUCAAAUCGUUUCCCCUUGGCACGACGUACCGCACCGCGCCGCGGACGACGGAUUUAAUUUCCUCUGCCACACGUCGAAAGGCGCGUCCGCGAUAGUCGAAGUCGCGAAAGACGAGGAUUACAACCCUAUUCGCCACGUGGCGCGAGACGGCGGCGCGGCGCGCUACACAGCCACUUCCACAUGGAACCUCGGGAUUGCGCCGCAGACGUGGCAGGAACCCAAGGACGAAUGCGACGUGGGUAAUGGCCGGCUGCUGCCAUUCGCCGGCGGGCCCGUACGCGUUAUAGAGAUCGGCGGCGUGGUAGCGAAACCGGGGCAGCUGUACUCGGUGAGGCCGCUCGGCGCGUUCGCGACGAUUCGCGAAGACGAAGGGACGGUUUCGUGGACGGUUAUCGCGCUUUCGUCGAGCGACGCGUGGGAGCAUCUGCUGAAGAAUAUGGCGGACCUGCAGCGGGAGAAGCCGGGCGAAAUCGAACGACUGAAAAAGUGGCUUCUAACAGCCGAUUCAGCCCAUCCCACAUCCCUAGGCUUCAACGACCAACCCCAGCCUCGCAAAGCCGCCGUCGCCGCCCUAUCCGCCGCCCACGCCGCGUGGAAAGCCAAACGCGACGUCCUGGCUCGGUUUCCGAACCUAGACCUCCCGUCCGGCGACGACGCCGAAGCUCCUCCCGAGCCUGAGGUGCUCCGGGAAAUCUGGGAGCCUACUAUUGAGUGGUAUUUAGACGAGGCGGGGACUACUAUGGAAGAGUGUAUUAAAGCCGCACAUGGGUUAGCUACUCAUGGGGGAAGCACACAUGGGGGGGGGAUACCUCAUUCGUCUUCUGGCCUGGGGGAAGGAAUAGUGCAUACAGUGGGGGGUAUAGCGAGCUCUGUUGGGGAAUUUCGCGGAAGCCUCGCUCAUUCCAUCAGCAAGGGGGUAAGCAGCAGCAGGAAGGGGCUAGUUGGCGGAAUCACCCACACGGUAGGGGGUAUUGCGGAUAUCGGCGGGGGAAUCAGGGGGGGGAUUAAGGGGGCAGUAGGGGGGAUUGGGGGGGCGGUGGGGGGAAUAGGGUCGCGCCUGGGGAAGAGCAGGAAGGGUAUGGGUGGGAUGGGUGGCAUGGGUGGGAUGGGUAAGGCAGGGAGACAUGGAGAGGAAGAGGCAGAAUGGGAGAUCUCGGCUCCUGAAACCAGCAGCACCAUCAACAGCAGCAGCAGCAUCAGCAGUGGCGGUGGCGGUGGGGGUGGUGAUGGUGGUGGUGGCGGCGGCGGUGGUGGUGGUGGUGGGGGUGGGGGUAGUGACAGCGAGAGCAGUAGCAGCAGCACCCCCAGCAGCGGUGCUACCAACGAGGAUCGUCAACUAGUUAAGAACAGCGCUGCGUCUUUUUCAGGGUCUUCCUUUGCUAAGACCCACUCGGGAAAAAUAGGAGGCUCUUUCGCUGCUAUAGGAGGGGGUCUUUCUAAGAUUGGUGGCGCUGCUAGUGGGUUAACUAACGCCGUUUCAUCUGCUCGUGGGAAAGCCGUUUCAUCUGUUGGGAGUACGGUUUCAUCUGUGAGAGGAGCGGUGGGAGGAGCAGUGUCAACUGUGGGCGGAGCGGUGGGAGGGGCUGUUACAACUGUGGGUGGUAAGGUUGGUGGUGCAGUUACAACUGUUGGUGGGGCGGUGGGCGGCGCGGUGGGCGGGGCUGUUACAACUGUUGGUGGGAAAGUGGGUGGGGCGGUUACACGUGUGGAAGGUGCUGUGAUGGGAGGUUCGGGAAGAGAACUAGGCUCGAGCAAUUCGGGAGGUGGGUUCGGUGAGGAGGAGGAAGAGGAGGAAACGGAAGGAGAGGAGGGAGGAGAGGAGGAGAAGCGGGUGGUGGGAGAAGAAGGUGGGGAGGGUGGUCAUCACCCCCCCACUCAGUAUGAGAGCAACCAGCAGCCUGAGGGUGGAAGAGAGGGAGGGGCGAAACACGGGGAAGAGAGGGAACAGGAGAGGCAGAGGGAAGCAGCAGCAGCAGCCGCAGGAGCAGAGGGAGCAGCAGAGGGAGCAGCAGGGGGAGCAGGAGAAAUGAGGCCGAGGAAAUCGGCACUGAAGCGAGUUGUGAGUGUAAAGCACAAGCCGGAGGGAGAGCCCAAAGUAGUAAAAGUGGUGGUUUUCGAUGAUGAUUUCCUUGCACGCAUGGGAGAGGAAGGGGGAGAGGGAGGGGGAGUGGGAGGGGGAGUGGGAGGGGGAGUGGGGGAAGGAGAAUCAGGAAAGGAAGGGUCAGCAGAGGAACUUGCUAAAGUGGUGAAGGUGGCGGAUUUUGAAGAGGAGGGAGAAGGGGAAGGGGAAGGAGGGGGACGACGGGGAGAGGUUGGUGGUUCGGAGAAGGAGAGGGGAAAAGGAGAGGGUGGCUCAGAGUUGCCUAAAGUGGUAAAGGUGGUGGAAUUUAAUGAGGGGAAAGGGGAGGGAGGGGGAGCCGGCGAGAAUGAUGUGGGGGGGGGCUUAACUGGGGGAGGUUUGGCUAGGGGAGGUUCGACUGGCAUUGGCAGUGGUGCUGGUACUGCUGCUCCUGCCCCCGGUUGGUUUGGCUGGGGUUGGCAGCAGCAGCAGCAGCAGCAGCAGCAGCAGCAGCAGCAGCAGCAGCAGCAGCAGCAGCAGCAGGAGGAGCAAAAACAGCAGCAGGAGCAGGAGCAAAAGCAAAAGCAACAGCAACAACUACAGCAGCAGCAGACGGCAACAGAGGCAGAGGGAGGGGUGGUGGGAGGGGCGAGGGGCGAGGGGCAGCAGAAGGGGCAUCAGCAGGGGCAGCAGGGGCAGCCGGAAGGGAAGAGGAGUGAUGGAGGGGAGGAUGACAAGGGAGGGGAGGAGGAGGGAGAGGUGCAGGAGGAGGGGCGGGAGCAGCGCCUAGACCUCAGCUUCAGCUCCCUCCCUCAACCAGGCACCAGCACAGACGGUACUGCUGCUGCUGGUGCUGCUUUAACGCAAUCAAAUACCAUCAGCGGCGGCGGUGGUAUUGGCGACUUGUCAUUUGGAGCAGGGUCGGACUCUGCUGGCUCUUUCGUCACCAUCUCUCUUUCCGGAAGCUCCAAGCGCGAUUCCUUUGCUCGAGAUUCUUUCUCGCGAGAUUCCCUUUCUCGUGACUCCCUGUCUAGGGAUGCACCCGGGUCCUCCUCACGAGAAUUCGGCGGUUUCUUUUCCGGGCCUGCCUCCGGGCCUGCCUCCGGGCCGUUUCGCUCAAGCAGGCGCCGUUCUCUCAGUCGAGAGGAUUUCUCCCCGGAUCUAGCCGGUUCCCCAACCCUCUCCCCCCAACGAUACGCAUCUCCUGUUCACGAGCGCUUGACAGCAGCCGGGAUUCUCAGCAACACUCCCCGAGGCUCUGGAGCUGGUUCGGCCGGUGGCGCUGGUGCCCGCUUCGGCAGCGUAGCAUGGCCGGAGGAGAAGAGGAUUGGGCUCGUGGCUAAGGCUCUUGCUGCUGCUGGCGCCUCUCCUGCUGCUGCUGCUGCUGCUGCUCCUGCUGCGAAUACGGAGGAGGAGGGUGGUGCAAUGAGGAGUAAGGAGGAAAGCGAGGUGGAUACCAAUGCGGAUACUGAGGAGCAUACUAAGGAGUACACUGAGGAGGAUAGUAUGGUGGAUAAUACGGAGGAUUCUAUGGAGGUUAUUAAAGAGGAUAUUGAUGACCAUGCUAAGGAGCAUAGUGAGCAGUAUACUAAGGAGGAUGAUAAGGAAGGUAGUUUGGAGCAUGGUAUGGAGGAUAUUAAGGAGGAUAUUGUGGACCGUGCUAAGGAUACUAAUGAGCCUACUACGCAUGAUAGUGAGGAGGAUAGAAAGGAGGAUACUAUAGAGGGUAUUGUGGAGAGUACUAAGAAAGAUACUCAGGACACUGUCAAGGUGGAUUUUGAAGCCGACUCUAAGGAGUAUAUGAAGGAGGAUAUUGCGGAGGGUAGGGAGGGUGAGGGCAGGGGGACAGAGGAGGAUCAGAAGGAGAAGGAAAAGGAGGAGAAGGAGAGGGAAAAGGAGGAGGAGAGGGAAAAGGAGAGGGAAAAGGGGAAGGAGAGAAAGGAGAAAGAGAAGGAGAAGGAGAGGUCUGGGAAGGCGAGGAAGAGCCGAAGUGGGGACAAGGGCAGUGCAGGGGCAGCAGAGGUGCCGGAAACACCAAGGGGGGGUGAAUGCAACGAGGGUGAUACAGCUGGUGGCGUUGAUGCGGGUGAUGUGGCUGGUGGCGUUGAUGAGGGCGGGGACAGCCUGUCUUUGCUGCGGGCCAAGACGGUGGGUGAUGGGGGUGAUGGGGGUGAUGGGGGUGAUGAGGGCAAUGACAAUCUGUCUUUUCUGCGGGCGAGGACAAUGUCUUCGGUGGAAACACAGGGGGAGAAGGAGAAGAAGCACCGCGAGAAGAAGAAGGAGAAGGGGUCUUCAAAGCACCGCAAAUCGCCGUCGGUUUCGGAGCUUGCUUUGAACAGCGGCAGCGGUGGUGGGAGCAAGGAAGGCAGGGAAGACAGGGAAGGCAGGGAGGGCAAGGAGGGUGUUGGCAGUGGAAGAUUUAGGAGUGUUGGGAGUCCUGCUAGCAGCACCACGAGCAGCCAUGGGCAUAGUAGCGUGAGUGGUGAUAUGGAUCCUGCAGCUGCUGCAGCGGCGAAGGAGGCAAGGAGGGCUGCGAGGAAGCAGAAGAAGGCUGAACAGGCUGCUGCUGAGUCGGCAGCUGCUGCUGAGGCUGCUGCUGCUGGUGCUGGUGUUGGUGGUGCUGCAGCUGCUUGUGCUGCUGCUGGUGCUGUUGGUGCAGGAGAGGCAGGGGCAGCAGCAGGUGUGGAGGAGGGGCUUGAGAAGAGAAGGAAGGAGAAGGAGAGGAGUGGUGAGGAGAAGGAAGUGAAGGGGAAGGAUGAAAAGGAGAAGGAAGGGAAGGGGAAGGACGAAAGGGAGAAGGAGAGAAAAAAGAAGGAGAAGAAGGAAAAGGAAGGAGAGGAAAAGGAAGGAAAGGAGAAGAAGAAAAGGGAGAAGGAAGGAAAGGAAGGAAAGGAGAAGGAAAGGAAGGAAGGAAGGGAAGGAAAGGAGAAAGAGGGAGUGGAGAGGAGUAAGUCUAAGAAAAUAUCGAGCAUCACGAGUUUGGAUGAGACAAUCCCGAAAGCUUUUGAAGGUGCACCUGGGGAAGGCUUAUCUGGUGCAGGUGAUGAUGACUCUGUAUCUGACGUGUCGAGUAUGGGGGGAGGGAAGAGGAGCAAGGAGGAGAGGGAGGCGAGGCGGGAGGAGAGGAGGAGGAAGAAGGAGAAGGAAAGGGAGAAGGAAAGGGAGAAGGAAAGGGAGUAG